Antechinus flavipes (yellow-footed antechinus) is the source of this 4761-nucleotide messenger RNA. It is a transcript of the gene SPRING1, whose product is annotated as SREBF pathway regulator in golgi 1. Bases 88 to 705 code for a protein of 205 amino acids. Lineage: Eukaryota; Metazoa; Chordata; Mammalia; Dasyuromorphia; Dasyuridae. The record is from RefSeq and is a predicted model, not a curated record. The transcript is spliced from 5 exons. Gene Ontology annotation, biological process: positive regulation of SREBP signaling pathway.
UUAGCUCGCAACCCCCAGAUCGGCGAGCUCCGGCCCUUGCACCCCCGGCCCCCUGCGGGCCCGCCGCAGCGGGCAGCGGGGGCGGGGAUGGUGAACCUGGCCUCGAUGGUGUGGAGGAGGCUCCUGAGGAAGCGCUGGGUGCUCGGCUUGGUCUUCGGGCUGUCUCUCAUCUACUUUCUCACCAGCACCUUCAAGCAGGAAGAGAGGGCAGUGAGAGACCGGAAUCUCCUCCAGGUACAAGACCGGGAACAGCCCAUCCCGUGGAAAGUGCAGUUCAACCUGGGCAACAGCAGUCGCCCAAGCAACCAGUGUCGGAACUCCAUUCAAGGGAAGCUUCUCAUCACGGAUGAACUAGGUUACGUCUGCGAGAGGAAGGACCUGCUCGUGAAUGGCUGCUGUAACGUCAAUGCCGCCAGCGCCAGGCGCUUCUGCUGUGAUGGCUGCUUGUCCAACGGCUGCUGUGGCGCCUACGAAUACUGUGUCUCCUGCUGUCUACAGCCCAGCAAGCAAUUACUCCUAGAACGGUUUCUCAACCAGGCUGCAGCAGCAUUCCAAAAUCUCUUCAUGGCGGUGGAAGAUCACUUUGAGCUGUGUCUGGCCAAAUGCAGGACUUCAUCUCAGAGUGUGCAGCAUGAGAACACCUAUAGGGACCCCAUUGCAAAAUAUUGCUAUGGAGAGAAUCCACCGGAACUCUUCCCUGCAUGACGAGGAACAAGAGCGGACAGAACUGUGCCCAGGAGGCCGGAAUGGAAGAAAGAGGAGACCUGAAGACCCCAGCCUGCAUUUGGGGCACCGGGGGGUAUCUCUUCAAACCCAAAAUGAGCCCAUGGGUUAGAAGACUUACCCCUCCAGUGUGUCGGGCCUCUGCCUGCCCCCGUGCGAGCUGGAGGAUGGCGCUGGAAGGGGCCGAAGGAAACCAGGACCCUCCCUCUGCUGCCCACCCUUGUCCCUGACUGAACACCUUAGCCGUGCUGGGCAGCCAUGGUCUCUCCAGCUGCAGCUUAAAAGGAUCCAGCCUCAAACAGAGCAGAUUCCCCCUCCCUCCCUCCCUUUCCUCCCCUACCUCCUCCAUUCCCACAAAAGGGACCUGGGAGUUGUGCCCCUUUGGUUGGGCUUUGGGGUACAAUAUUCCACUGGUGGCCCAAGCCCCGGCUUUGUACAUAACUGUAAAUUAUUUAUUAGACUGCUUUGGGAUAUUAGAAAAUGGGAGUAUUUCCUGCAGCCAAAACCCAUUGCCUUUCAGCUUCUAGUCAUGUGUCCCAGAGCAAAAGGUUCGAUUUCUGCUGGUUCCUUGUGUAAACAUGUUUUGUGACUUAAAAGGACCUAUUUGUGCCCAUCCAGUCGUUUUUCUGCAGGGGCCCGGCCUUCUCCCCUCGGGGCUCCGGUUUUUCGUCCAGUGAAAUGUCUUCUCGAUAUCGGCCCCCUCUGCCUUCAGCCUAAUGUGCAAAAGCAUUUGAUACCUCCCAAGGGACAUGACUGCUUGAACCUGCGCUAGGCCAGCUGCUCUCCCCUUAGGUUUGGCUCAUUCCCUGGCAUCCGAGAGAACAUUUUCCCCAAGGAUGUUGUGCCGGAAUCCCCCUUCUUCCUGAUGCUCCGCGUCCUGCUGCUCCCCUUGGGAAGGCCUUGGGGAAACGAGCCCCGUGUCCGGAAGGGGCCAAAGAUGCCGAGGAUGGCCCUGCAGGGACCGUGUGGCAAGCGGGCCAUCUCACUUCUCCCGCAUCAGCUUCCCCAGCCCCCCGGGCCCCAAACGUUCCCAGCUUUGAGGGGCUUCGGUCUGUUUCUGUGUAUUAGAGGGGAGCGAGAAAAGGGGUGGCCCCUUCUGUACGCCAGGAGUGUUUGUCACGUGCGCUCCCCAGGCCGGUCCAGCAACUCCCAGCCCUUUGAGCUAAGGAAGAGUGGCAAGUGAUUGUCGUUGAGAGAGCGUUGGUCUGAGAUUCAGAUCCAGUUGCAGUAUUCAAGUCUCCACUCCACCACUUGUUUGAUAUGUGAUCUUUGGCAAAAGAUCUCCUGAUCUCAGUUUUACCAUCCAUAAAAUGGAAGGGGCUGGAUUGGAAUAUCUGUAAAGUUCCUUUUAAACUUGAUCCUCUGUUUUAACUUCCUGUCCCUUCCAGGCAAGCCCCACUCCCCUCUGUUCUGGUGCUUUCUUGGUCUGUUGUCCUCUGUGCUAGGAGUUCUCCUGCCCAGCUUUGCUUCUUGCUCCGCAGGCUAAGCUUUCCCCCCUUCAAGCUUUGCUUUUUGCUCUAAGUGCUAAGCUCUCCCCCAGCUUUGCUUCUUGCUCCAGUUUAAGCUCUCCCUCCUGCAAGCUCUGCUGCUUGCUCCAAGUGCUAAGGACUCCCCCAGCUUUGCUUCUUGCUCCGCAGGCUAAGCUCUCUCCCCUCCAAGCUUUGCUUUUUGCUCUAAGUGCUAAGCUCCCCUCUAGCUUUGCUUCUUGCUCUGCAGGCUAAGCUCCCCCCCCCCCCCAGCUUUGCUUCUUGCUCCACAGGCUAAGCUCUUCCCCCUGCAAGCUUUGCUGCUUGCUCCAAGUGCUAAGGGCUCCCCCCAGCUUUGCUUCUUGCUCCGCAGGCUAAGCUCUCCCCCCUCCAAGCUUUGCUUUUUGCUCUAAGUGCUAAGCUCCCCGCUAGCUUUGCUUCUUGCUCUGCAGGCCAAGCUUCCCCCAGCUUUGCUUCUUGCUCCACAGGCUAAGCUCUUCCCCCUGCAAGCUUUGCUGCUUGCUUCAAGUGCUAAGGGCUCCCCCCAAGCUUUGCUUCUUGCUCCAUGGGCUAAACUCUUCCUUUCUGCAAGCUUUGCUUCUUGCUCCCAAGGCUAAACUCUCCCCCCUGCAAGCUUCGCUUCUUGCUCCUAGUGCUGACUCCCCCUACCCCAGCUUAGCUUCUUGCUCUAAAUGCUAAUGUGCCCCCCCCAGCUUUGCUGCUUGCUCCCGAGUGCUUAGGGCAACCCCCUCCCCCCCUGCUUUGCUUCUUGCGCCAAAUGCUAACCUUCCCCCCCUCCCAGCUUUGUUGCUUGCUCCAGGUGCUAAGAGCUCCCUUCUCCCAGCUUUUCUGCUUGCUUUGUGUGCUAAAGGCUCCCCUUCCUAGCUUUGCUGCUUGCUCUAAAUCCUAAGGGUCCCCUCUCCCCAAGCUUUGCUACUUGCUCAAGGUUCCUCCCCCAGCUUUGUUGCUUGCUCCAAGUGCUAAGGGUUCACCGCUUCCCAGCUUUGCUGCUUGCUUUGUGUGCUAAAGGCUCCCUCCCAGCUUUGUUCCUUGCUUCGAGUGCUAAGGCGCCCCCCCCCCACCUCAGCUUUGCUGCUUGCUCCGAGUGCUAAGGCUCCUCCCCAGCUUUGCUUCUUGCUUCAAGUGCUAAGCCCCCCCCCCCCCAGCUUUGCUCCAAGUACUAAGCACCCCCCCCAGCUUUGCUUCUUGCUCUGUGUGCUAAAGCUCUCCACUCCCCCCCCAGUUUGUUCCUUAUGCUAGGAGCCCCCCUUUUUGUUUCUUGUGCCAAGGGCUCACCCCCUCAACAUACACACGUACCUUUGCUGCUUGCUCAGUACGCCAUGUACAACCUCUGAUGCUUUCCAGAAACUCAGAAAUGAGUUCCUCCUCCUUCCCAAUCUUUCCCACCUAAAUCUGAAGCUUUCUUGGUUUGAGCAAGUGCUGAUACUUUUUGGGGAGCAUACAGAGGCCUGCAUCCCCUCUUGACGCCCUCCUUGUUCUAAAAGAUCUCCCCAAUCUUGUCCUUCCCCCAACUUUGAUGCUUUGAUGUGUGGAAGGAUUUCCCCUAGCUUGGAUGCUUUUUUGGUUUGGGGGCCAAGUACUUGUCCUCCCCAAACCUCUGGUCUUUUCCUUCUCUGUGUACUUAGGGCCCCACCUGAUGUCCCCCCAAAUAGUAAAAACUCUGAUGCUUUCUUGGUCUGUGUGCUAAGACUCCCCCCCCCCAGUUUUGUUACUUGAUCUGUAUGCUAAGGACUCCCCCCUUCCCCUCAAACUAACAAAAAUUGUGAUGUUCACUUGGUCUGUAUGCCGAAGCUCCCCUUCCUCCUGGUAGUCUCUCUCCCCAGCUUUGAUGUUUGCUCUGGGUGCUAGGGGCUCCCCUCUCCCCCCACGCUGCUGUUUGACAUUGAGUGUCUCGUAUUUGUGAUGAUCCUGUUAACAUGAAUUUUGUAUAAAGUCUCAGUCUUUCUCACUGUUAGUGCACACGUACAAGCUUGGGUCUCCCUCCUCCCAGUCCCACUUCGCUGGGGGUAGGGUUCCCUCCCGCCAUCUUGGAUUCAAGUGUGAUGGAGAGCACUAGGCUUGACUCUCUGUCCCCUGUGAGUCCGCUCACCAUCGUGUCAAAUAACCAUCGUCCUAUGUUUCUGUCCAUGACUUCAUUAGACACAAUAACCCUGGAAAGGUUGAUUAUCAGGUAGUACUAUCCCCAUUCUCUAAUGAACGAAAUUGAGACUUAUCAUUGGUGCCCAGGGUCACUUGGAUAGUAAUUGUGAGUGGGGAAGGCAGGGUUCAAAUUUGGGUCUUUUCACUCCAUGUGUCAGCAUUCUUCACACUCAUCAUAUUUCUGAAGGGAUUUCCUUCAUUUUCCACCCUCCUCUUCCUCCCCUCCCCCCCCAAGGAAAGUCAUCCUUGGGUAGGAUGACCUAAUAAGCGUUUUAAGCCGGCGACUUGAUUGAAGACCCCUUUGUUUUUGCCUUUUCCUCUUGGCACUAGCCUUUGUGUUUGGGUGGGACAUUUUCUGUAUGUAACGUGUUUUCAAUGGUGCUGAAUUAAUAAAAUUUGUCUCUCAAAACAA